AUGUCCGACCUCAAGAAGAUCUUCGCCAAGGAUGCUAUGCCCCCUGCGGGACCUUAUUCCCAUGCCGUCGUUGCAGGCCCCAACAUCUACGUCUCAGGUUGCAUCCCCGCUGAUAAGGAGGGCAACAUCAUCAACGGCACCAUCGCCGAGCAGACCAAGGCCUGCAUCGAUAACAUCAAGGCUAUCCUCGCCGAGGCCGGUGUUGAUAUUUCCCGUGUUGUGAAGGUUAACGUCUUCCUCACCGAUAUGGCAAACUUCGCCGAGAUGAACAGCGUCUACGGCGAACACUUCUCGCACAAGCCUGCGCGGAGCUGCGUCGCUGUCAAGCAGCUGCCUAAGGGCGUGCCGGUCGAGAUCGAAUGCAUUGCCUAUUCUGGUACGAGCAAAGCUAGGCUGUGA
This is a messenger RNA of Didymosphaeria variabile, 399 nucleotides long. RefSeq lists its product as uncharacterized. The record is from RefSeq and is a predicted model, not a curated record. The transcript is spliced from 4 exons. Gene Ontology annotation, molecular function: deaminase activity. Gene Ontology annotation, cellular component: cytosol; mitochondrion. Bases 1 to 399 code for a protein of 132 amino acids. NCBI's taxonomy places the organism in Eukaryota, Fungi, Ascomycota, Dothideomycetes, Pleosporales, Didymosphaeriaceae.